AUGUCUUGGCAAACGUACGUUGACACCAACCUCGUCGGCAGCGGCAAGAUCAGCAAGGCAGCCAUCAUCGGUCUGGCUGGCGGUGUCUGGGCGUCCUCUGCAGGGUUUACACUCUCGGCCGAGGAGCAGAAGGCGAUCGUUGACGGUUUCAAGGCACCAGAUGGCAUCCAGGCAUCUGGCUUCAAGCUCGCUGGCACGAAGUACUUCACCAUCCAGGUCGGGGAUCGUACGAUUCAGGGAAAGAAGGCGGGUGACGGUGCUGUGCUUGUCAAGACAAAGCAAGCUAUCCUUGUCGCCGAGUACGCUGCACCGGUGCAGGCGCCAGAGGCCACCGUCGUUGCGGAGGGUCUUGCUGACUAUCUUAUUGGCGUCGGCUACUAG
Molecule: messenger RNA, 381 nt
Organism: Peniophora sp. CBMAI 1063
Lineage: Eukaryota; Fungi; Basidiomycota; Agaricomycetes; Russulales; Peniophoraceae
Source: the annotation of a GenBank genome assembly